AUGAAGACCACCACAUUCAUCGCUGUGUCCCUCUUCUCCUUCUCCUCCACCGUUCUUUCUGCGCCUACACCACAGCUCAGCAACAUCCUUGGCUCCAUUAUCAACCCCGGUGCCGGCAACAACAACGUCUUCGAGGGCAACGGCAACCAGAACGGAAACGGCAACGGUAACGACAACUCCGCUGGCAACAACAAUGGCAACGGAAAUGUUGCAGGCAGCGGUAACAAGGCCGGAAAUGGCAAUACAGUCACAUUUCCCUCCAUCUUGAAGGAUCGUGACCUUGGUUCUGGUCUCACAAACAUUCUUGGCUCCAUCACCAACCCUGGUGCCGGCGACAACAAUGUCUUCAAGAACAACGGCAACGGUAAUGGCAACAAGAACGGUAAUGACAACUCAGCUGGCAACAACAACGGAAACGAAAACACAGCCGGUUCUGGAAACUCAGCUGGCAACGGCAACACAGUCAACUUCAAGGAGCGUGGCCUUCUCGACGGCAUUACCAACACCAUCGGCUCCAUCACCAACCCAACUGCAGGCAGUGGCAACAAGUUCCUCGGUAACGGCAAUGGGAAUGGAAACGGCAAUGGCAAUGGCAAUUCUGCAGGCAACGGCAAUGGAAACGGAAACACCGCAGGCAGCAACAACCAGGCGGGUAAUGGAAACUCAGUCAACGUGAGUCCCGACGUGAGCCCCAGCAUUGCUUUGCCGGACAUCUCAUUGCCUGAUAUCACACUGCCUGACAUCACUCUAUGA
Messenger RNA from Ascochyta rabiei, 753 nucleotides. RefSeq lists its product as uncharacterized. Bases 1 to 753 code for a protein of 250 amino acids. NCBI's taxonomy places the organism in Eukaryota, Fungi, Ascomycota, Dothideomycetes, Pleosporales, Didymellaceae. The transcript is spliced from 2 exons. The record is from RefSeq and is a predicted model, not a curated record.